UCAGCGCCUAGGUUCUUGAAGGUUCAGACCAUGGAGACCGAGUCACUACUUCCCCGAGUGAAAAAAACAGCACUUACUCUCCUAAAACUCCCCCUCCUCUUUCUGCUGCUCUACAUCUUUAUUUGCUCACUUGACAUUUUGAGCUCUGCCUUUCAACUUGUAGGAGGAAGGGCAGCUGGGGAAAUCUUCCAGAAAAAUGCUAUCCUGUCUAACCCAGUGGCUGGCAUGGUGGUGGGGAUUCUGGUGACAGUCUUAGUCCAGAGCUCUUCCACAUCGACCUCCAUCGCAGUCAGCUUGGUGUCCUCUGGUUUGCUGGAAGUGCAGUCAGCCAUUCCCAUUAUCAUGGGAGCCAACAUCGGAACAUCAGUCACCAACACUAUUGUUGCUUUAAUGCAGGUUGGACACAGGGAAGAGUUUGAAAGGGCAUUUGCUGGAGCAACAGUUCAUGACUGCUUUAACUGGUUGUCGGUUGCGGUGCUUCUCCCUCUGGAAGUCAUUAGUGGAGUGUUAAGGCACCUGUCACAGGCUAUAGUCAACAUCCUUCAGCUGAGACGCGGAGAUGAUGCGCCUGAACUUCUGAAAGUUCUCACUAAGCCGCUGACUAAAUUGGUAAUCCAGUUGGACAAAUCAGUGCUUACAGCUCUGGCCACAGACGACCAAAUUCAGACCAACAGGAGUAUGGUGAAGCGUUGGUGUAAAUCUGCUGUUACGAAGGAGAACAAAACAUUGUGGGGAGCACAGAACCUUUCCAGAAAAACAUAUAAAUGUAAGCAUCUGUUCGCGGACUCCUCCCUGUCAGACUUGGCCAUCGGUCUCAUCCUGCUGGUCUGCUCCUUGUUAGUCCUCUGUGUCAGCCUCUUACUGCUGGUCAAACUGUUGAACUCCCUGCUAAGGGGCCAACUGGCAAAUGUUAUAAACAAAAUCAUUAACACAGAUUUUCCUCCCCCUUUUACCUGGGUGACAGGUUAUCUGGCUCUGUUAGCUGGAGCUGGCCUGACAUUCUUGAUCCAGAGUAGUUCUGUUUUCACAUCUGCCAUUACACCACUCAUAGGGGUUGGUGUGAUUAGUAUUGAAAGGGCUUACCCUUUGACCCUGGGGUCCAACCUUGGAACCACGGGUACAGCUCUGUUAGCAGCCCUGGCUAGUCGUGCCGAUAAGUUAGCUGCUGCCACACAGGUUGCCUUAUGCCACUUUUUCUUCAACCUCUUUGGUAUCCUCCUUUGGUAUCCGAUACCAGCCACUCGUUUACCCAUACGACUGGCCACUGCACUCGGAAAGUGCACUGCCAGGUACCGCUGGUUUGCUGUCCUCUACCUCGUCCUGUUUUUCCUGCUGUUCCCUUUGGUGGUGUUUGCUCUCUCCAUGGCUGGCUGGAAGGUGUUGACUGGAAUUGGUGUACCAGUCAUGAUAUUGACUAUAUCUGUAAUAAUGAUAAACGUCCUCCAAGCACAGAGGCCUGAGUUUUUGCCGCCAAUACUGCAGAACUGGAACUUUCUUCCUGUUUGGCUCACUUCACUGCAGCCAUGGGAUAACCUCAUUACCAGGGUGACUCUUUGGUGUGGACAAACCAGAGGGUGUCUAAGGAGAAAUGAUGGGCCAGACGCCAGUGGAAGAGGAGAAUGGAAGGAGAACGUGGACUCCAAAGAGCCUGAUGAGAGCCAAAUAAACCAAACAAAACAAUAUAACCGUAGUAGUUGGGUAUUAAAACGCAAUGAGGAAAGCAGAACAAAGAAAUCAACAAGGAGUUUGACUUCAGAAAACAACAUGCCAAACUAUGAGAAACACACAGACUUUCAGAAUUGGUCCACCAAACUUUAAAUCACUCACUUAUUGUGUUCCCAAGAGCCAGCUUC
Messenger RNA from Xiphophorus maculatus (southern platyfish), 1853 nucleotides. Its product is annotated as sodium-dependent phosphate transport protein 2A-like. The coding region runs from base 31 to 1818 and encodes 595 amino acids. Lineage: Eukaryota; Metazoa; Chordata; Actinopteri; Cyprinodontiformes; Poeciliidae. Gene Ontology annotation, molecular function: sodium:phosphate symporter activity. The record is from RefSeq and is a predicted model, not a curated record. Gene Ontology annotation, cellular component: vesicle; apical plasma membrane; brush border. Gene Ontology annotation, biological process: intracellular phosphate ion homeostasis; sodium-dependent phosphate transport. The transcript is spliced from 13 exons.